GUUGUAUCCUGGUUGUUGAUGUUAGUAAUGUGGAACCACCGAGUGUGUGAAACAGAAACAGGUUAAAUUCAAAAUAAAAUAUCCGUCUGAAUUUUUAAGGCAGUGAUUUGAUUGAGUAAUCUGUAUUCUCAAAUUCAUUAUUACUUUCCCUUCAUUGAUUUAAAUCUGUGUAUAAGUAUGAUUUAAGAAAAAAAACUUACUAAUUAUUCAUAUUGGUGACUUUUGAUGUUGAAAAUUAUUUUUGAGUGUCAUCUUAUUUUAUUAAAAGCUCUGUUCAGAAUGCUUUGAGUGCAGAUUUCCCAUAGGUUUUGAAUUAUGUGAGAAAGCGUAAUAUUUGUUGCCAUGGCAGGCAAUCCAUUUGUUGAAGAAAUUGACUUUAAAGAAAUCACCUUGGAAGGGAUUCUUGGGAAAGGUUCAUUUGGUACUGUAAGAAAAGGAAAGUGGCGUAAUAUAGAUGUGGCAGUUAAAGUUAUAGAAACAGAGCAAGAAAAAAAAGCUUUUAUUGUGGAGGUUCAGCAACUAUCUAGAGUGAAUCACCCUAAUAUUGUAAAAUUAUAUGGAGCUUGUACAAAACAGCCAGUGUGUCUAAUAAUGGAAUAUGCUGAAGGUGGAUCACUGUAUGAUGUUCUUCAUGUUAUGAAACAAGUUCAGUAUACAGCAGCACAUGCCAUCAGUUGGCUCCUUCAGACAGCCAAUGGUGUUGCAUAUCUUCAUAAUAUGAAACCACGUCCUCUUAUCCAUCGAGAUCUUAAGCCUCCCAACCUUUUAUUAGUAAAUGGUGGUACUGUAUUGAAAAUAUGUGAUUUUGGCACUGCAUGUGAUAAGCACACAAAUAUGACUAAUAGUAAAGGUAGUGCUGCUUGGAUGGCUCCAGAAGUGUUUGAAGGUUCCCAGUAUAGUGAAAAAUGUGAUAUAUUCAGUUGGUCUAUAAUCUUGUGGGAAGUUCUGACCCGACAAAAGCCUUUUCAUGAUGGUGAGCGUGCUACUGCAUUCUGCAUCAUGUGGGCUGUCCAUAAUGGUAAACGUCCUCCCUUAAUCCAGGGUUGUCCCAAGCCUCUUGAAAGCCUGAUGACAAGGUGUUGGGCCAAAAAUGCUAAAGACAGGCCUGAUAUGAUAGAUGUACAAAGUGAACUUUCAGAAAUAUUUAAAUAUAUGAAAGGUGCUGACCAACCAAUUACAUUAUUACGCUCAGAAGAAACCAAUACUACAGUAGAAACAUCACCCUUGACAACACCUGCAGCAAAGAAUGAAAACGGAGGUUCAAAUUCCAAGACUGUACUGCCAUGCAGGCUUGAGGAGAUUCCACUCAGUUCACUUUUUAUGAGUGAUGAUAAAUUUCUUUCUGUUGAAAAUGCUGGGGAAAAAUAUGCAAAAGAUGCAAGAAAACGUCGUUCUACUGAUUUUAGCAUUUGUGAUAUAAAAUUGCCUGACAAUUUAGGUCAUCGUAGAUCUAGAUCUUGUGAUUCCCCUCAGUGGAAGUCUCCAGAUAGUGAUGUUAAAAAUGACAGUAACCUUCUUAUUUCAAAUGAAUUAACUAAUAGAAACAUCAGCAAAAAUGUUGCAGAUGGAAAUGUUGGCAGUGUGUCAUAUCCUGGAAACUACGUUUUACUUCUUGAACCAAAAUUUCAGCCAUUGCCUCCAGUGCAAUGUCCAGAAUCUAUAGAAAUCUAUCAAAAGCACCUUAACCUUGCACGUGAAUUGUUUCUGUGUAGGAAUGAAGUAGCUCUGUUAACGGAAAGGAGGAAUGAAUUGAAAGCUCAGCUGCAAGACAGAGAUUCUUCAAGCACUUAUAUUGAUGAAUACUUGCAUUUGAAAACAGAAAAAGAAGGUCUUCUUCAACUUCGACAGAAUCUUAAAAGACAGCUUGAAAUCAUCCGUAAUCGACAGCAGCAAAAUCAAACCAAGAAUUCUGAUGACUGGGUCAUGCUUUGAUAGGAAGCUAUACCUUGAAGUUAAGAAAAGCUGAUUGUUAUAGAAACUGUAUUGUUUCUAAUACACUAAACUGAAUUUUAAGGGUAAUUAAUAUACUUUAUUUACUAUAAUAAAUGUAUCAUUUUAAGUUCCCUCUCCUUUUUUAACAAAUUAAAUUUUAGUGAUGUAGGUCAGUAGUACUGUAUCCUCAGUUUAUUUACAUUUUGAUUACUUACUUUUAUAUAAACUUUUCCCAUUAAAUGCAUGUCUGCAAACCAGAUGUCUGAAAUAAUGUGAACUUAGCAUUAUUUUCUAUUUUGGAAGACUAUUUAAUUGAAAGUGAAAUUUAUCAGAUUGUGAUUCAUCUGUAUAGAAAAGUGUACUGUGACUUUGUAAUGAUAUUAAUCCUCAGUAAUGCAUAUAUGCAUUUUGUUUUAGUGCCUUUAUUUAUUGUUAAAAUUUUUAAUUAUAAAAAGAAAUAUAUGUAGGAAAACGCGUUCGGUGCAAACACUAAUUGACUUAGCAACCCGUUAAGGUAUAGUUAUGUAAUGUAGUGAAAUUAAGUGUUGAUUUAUAAACCCUAACAGCAGAUGGCUUCUGUUAUAUUACAAAAAUAAAAUGUGAAGUACAAUUUGAAUGUGAAUUGAAACCCAAAAUAUUACACUAAACAAGUAUUCUUCCUAAAUGUUCUGAAUAUGUGGUAUAGCUUUACAGCUAAGCCUUACUUAUCCUUGAUUACAAAUUAAUAGUCAACCUCCACCAAGCACCAUAUCAUCCAGGAUGGCAAAAAAACAUUAUAUAAAAAUGAAUAUGCUACAAGAAUUUCAAAAAAUAUAUCUGAAGAGUGCUGUAAGCAAACAAAGUACCGUAUUUGACUGCAUAUAAGACGCACCCUUAUUUAGAAGGCCAUACACGUGUAGAUGGAGAAAAAGUUAUGUGUGUCUAGACCUUUAUCCGGGCUAAAAAUAGCAUUCAGUAUUGAAAGUUGACCUGUGUCCUUCACGUAUAAGAUGAAGGUAACUUUUUUUUAGACCAAAUUUAGGAAAAAAGUGCGUCUUAUAUGCCGUCAAAUAUGCUAAAUAGUCUCCAUACAAGAUACCCACCCACUUGAACUAUAUCUUGCUUCCAAGAGGAUCCAUCAUAAGAUUUACAACAUAGUUAUAUCUUGCAAUUGAGUGUAUCAUCUGGUACCUAUACUCAUUAGUCUGUUUGAUUUUUUUCCAUACUGUAGAGCUGUCUUGCUUUAUGUAUAUGGUAGUUUUUGUGUCGUGUGACAGGUGUUGAGCAGAGGUAUCUGAGUUGACUGAUUGCUUCUAUACCUCAUAGUGAAGAGUCCAUUCUGGAUGAUAUGACUGCUCGCACUUCACUAUACCUCAUAGUGAAGAGUUCAUUCUGGAUGAUAUGACUGCUUGCACUUCACUGUUCUCCAACAUUGGUUUGUUGGCUGAUCUGCUGUACUGUGGCUUGUCUCUCUGCUGCUACUGAGCUACCCCACAGCAAAGCUUUUUAUUCACAAGUUUUUAUGCCACGAGAGUUUAUUUUGUCAAUGGUAAUAUUAUUAAAAUCCACGUACUCAUAACAGACUAUUAACAUAAUGGCUUGUGAAAAGCUUAAUGUCUGCGUGAGUAUGGAGAUGAAUGUCCCGUAUGUCUAACCCUGACAAUCUGGCCAUGAUCAAAUACACCAAGGUUUCUAGUCAUACCCAUCAGAAGCUCUUAUGUCUUUGAUGUAUAGUAUAAGUUUCAAUGAGUUCCCAAUCAUGUGCGUUUUCAUAAUUUUCAUUUGCCACCGAUGCAUAAUGUAACAUUGCCAGAAUGCCAACCAUCUCUCAUUAAAUUCCUCAUCGGUAUACUGGUAGUAAGUUUUUUAUAAUAUUGGUAUUUAUAAAUAACAGUUUGCUGCCUGGAUGCUGCAGUCCAAUUGGCAUAUAUUUUAUCAACAAUUAAAUUUAUACAGUAUAAUAAUACCUCUGUUGGUUGCAUUAUUAACCAAUAUACUGUUACAAUUUGAAAAGCAUAUUAAAGGUACUGUAUGGUUGGUUGAUUCAUCCACUUAUGGCCCACCAUUUUAUUUUCUUUCUUUUAUAAAUGAAGAAAUUAUGAUAAUGAUUAUAUAAACGAUACUCAUGGAAUUAUAUAUACGAUUACUUAUUGAAUUAAAUUUUUAAAAUUUUUGUAUUAAUUUUUAAAGGAAUAUAUUUUUUUCUUUUUUGGGAAGGAAGGGCAGGAUAGGUGCAUCACUUUAAUUCUCCCCCCCCCAAAAAAACAAAUCGCUAAAUAUUGGUAGUUCAAUCCAGGUUUGAGUCUUUGUGAAUGGGCUGGUUGGAUGGAAAUUUUCAUGGUUUUUCCUAUGUAUAACGUAAAUAUCAGCUAGUUAGCCUUAAAAAGUCCUCCAUAAAAACUCUCAUUUCUCUUAAGCAAAAAGCCCUCACAUGCUUUGUUAUAAUUUGAAUAAUUUUCUGACCCUCAAAAUAUAACUAAAAAUUCAAACAGAUUUGUAAUUCUCAUUACAACUUAGUUGCUUUUCAAUUUUUAAUAUAAAUUUAUAAAUGUAAAGUUUGAAAAAAAAUUCUUUUUUCCUACCAAACUAAGUACAUUAGUUUGGUAUAGUUCAAAGAAUAAGUUUUUAUUAUUAUUAUUAUUAUUUCCUCUUUAUCCUUUUGCUUAUAAAUGGAGACUUGUUUUAAUGUAUUCCUCUUCUUGACGAAAUUCCAAAUAAUAUAUGUAAAAGUAUAUUGAUUACUAGAAUGGAAAUAAACAAGCUUGUAAUAUUUAUUGUUUAUAGUUAUAUUUUUAAGUAAUAAAAUGAAAUACAUACAUAAAUAAAGUAUGUAAUUUUAUAUGUUUCCUCUGAAGAGUGAAAUGUCAUUUUUGUAUUCAGACCACUUUGAAGAAUAGGUUUGCAACAAAUUUCAAGUAAGGAUAUGGCAUUUCAUCAAUGCAUAUCAUCAUUAUGAAUGAUAUUGUUAUCAGUAAAAUAAAAAAAAUUAUAUUAAAUAUUAAUCAGAAGUAUAAUGUAGGUAAUGUUAAUUUUUAAAAUGCACCUUUAUGUAAAAAGGUGAGUAAUAAAUAGUAUUUCACUCAAAAAAAAAUUGGAGAUCAUGUAGCUUAUGAUUAUUUUUUGCAUUAUUAUUGAACUUUGCACAUUAAAUGCUUGCUAGUUACUUUUAUACUGCAUAAUUUUAGAUUUGUGUGAAAUGCAGCUUAUUAAUAGUUGUGAUCUUCCAGUAUGAUUGUGUUUGUAAAAUCUCAGUGUGCAGCAUAUUUAAUCUGUUAUGACUGUAAUCAAUCAAAGCUUUCAGUCUUGUUUCAAAUUUACAAAUAAAUAUUUUUCAUAAAUGUUUUAUAUUGCAUACUCACGUGUAAUUUAUCUUGUCUUACUAGAGUACUGAUUGAUUCAGCUUUUAAUGCUGUGAAUAUAGAUUUUAAAUAUUGACUUUUUACCAAAUGUACAGUUGCUGUAACAUUGAACGUGAGAUUUUGUACAAAAUGUAUUUAUGCUCAAGUUGAAAUUUAACGUUCUGGCUUAUAAGCAGAUGGUUUAAAUGUAAAAUUCAAAAUGCUCAUAUUAUAUGAGUUAAGUGGUACAAAAGAAAUUCUUGAUCAUAUCUUAUAGCAGUUAAUUGUUCUUGUUUAAAGUUUAUUAUUAAUGUUUAUGUAAACAGCCUGUACAGUAUAAUUAUGUUUAAAUAAACUGUUUUUCCAAACAU
This is a messenger RNA of Stegodyphus dumicola, 5620 nucleotides long. RefSeq names its product mitogen-activated protein kinase kinase kinase 7-like. Lineage: Eukaryota; Metazoa; Arthropoda; Arachnida; Araneae; Eresidae. Gene Ontology annotation, molecular function: ATP binding; MAP kinase kinase kinase activity. The record is from RefSeq and is a predicted model, not a curated record. Gene Ontology annotation, biological process: positive regulation of canonical NF-kappaB signal transduction; JNK cascade; protein phosphorylation.